ACACUUGACGUUAAGAAGUGAAGUCGCGAAAAACACUCAAGACCGUCGAGUGGGCAAUCAUCGAAAACAAUGGCAGCUGGUGUUACGAGGAAGAUUUCAGCUGCAUCAGCUAGGUCACACACCAGGAAAGCUAAAUCCUCUUCUUCCUCUGCUCUUCCUAAAGGGAUUUUCAAGAAAGUGUUGCUCGUCUUCUUUUCUGGGGUUCUUGCGUGGGCCUAUCAAGCAACACGUCCACCACCUCCAAAGAUAUGUGGAUCUCCAGAUGGUCCACCUGUUACAUCCCCCAGGAUUAAGCUUCGUGAUGGAAGGCAUUUGUCCUAUUUAGAAUACGGUGUUCCGAAAGAGACAGCCAAGUAUAAAAUUAUCUAUGUUCAUGGUUUUGACAAUUGCAAACAUCAUAAUCUUUUUGCCACUGCAGCCUCCCCGGCUCUUAUCGAAGAUUUAAAGGUGUACACUGUUUCAUUUGACCGACCUGGUUAUGGAGAGAGUGAUCCGGAUCCUAACCGGACUCUGAAAAGUUUAGCUUUGGAUAUAGAGGAGCUCGCUGAUCAACUAGGACUCGGGUCUAAAUUUUAUGUGGUCGGAAUGUCUAUGGGUGGAGAAUUGGUUUGGUCUUGCCUCAAGUACAUCCCUCACAGACUAGCUGGAGUAGGUCUCAUUGCUCCGGUAGUCAAUCACUGGUGGCCUAGCUUCCCAUCAAACAUAUCUAAUGAAGUAUAUUCCGAGAUGUUCAAGCAGGACCAAUGGUGUCUCCGUGUUGCUCACCACCUACCAUGGCUGACCCAUUGGUGGAAUACUCAAAAAUGGUUCCCGAGUUCCUCGGUUGCUUCUCAAUCCCUUGAUAUGUUUUCUCCCCCGGACAUGGAAGUUCUCUCCAAGUUUAAUGGUCAAACAGAAGCACAAAAGACCCAGCCAAGACAACAAGGAGAAUACGAGUCUCUCCACCGUGAUCUAGUGAUUGCAUUCGGAAAGUGGGAGUUUGAUCCAAUGGAACUCGAGAACCCGUUUCCAAAUAAUGAAGGAUCAGUUCAUGUAUGGCAAGGUGAUGAUGAUCGAUUUACUCCUGUGAAACUGCAACGCUACAUCGCCAAACGUCUCCCAUGGAUCAAAUACCAUGAGCUCACAAAUGCCGGCCACCUCUUUGCUUUUGCGGAUGGGAUGGCUGACACUAUCCUCAAAACCCUUUUGGGUGUAUAAGAUGUUCUAUGUUAGUCACUCAAAAAUCAUGUUUUUGCUUCUUUUUUUAAAUAUCUUUUAAGUUAAUGGAGCAUCUUAUAACGAUAUCCUGUUGUGUAUGAUUUUGAUAUUUAUUUAUUAUUUGGCGGGUUUAUUUACA
Messenger RNA from Helianthus annuus (common sunflower), 1336 nucleotides. RefSeq lists its product as uncharacterized. The record is from RefSeq and is a predicted model, not a curated record. The transcript is spliced from 5 exons. NCBI's taxonomy places the organism in Eukaryota, Viridiplantae, Streptophyta, Magnoliopsida, Asterales, Asteraceae. The coding region runs from base 70 to 1197 and encodes 375 amino acids.